This is a messenger RNA of Drosophila innubila, 1513 nucleotides long. It is a transcript of the gene Cdk9, whose product is annotated as cyclin-dependent kinase 9. Gene Ontology annotation, molecular function: cyclin-dependent protein serine/threonine kinase activity; ATP binding. NCBI's taxonomy places the organism in Eukaryota, Metazoa, Arthropoda, Insecta, Diptera, Drosophilidae. The coding region runs from base 73 to 1284 and encodes 403 amino acids. The transcript is spliced from 5 exons. Gene Ontology annotation, biological process: protein phosphorylation. The record is from RefSeq and is a predicted model, not a curated record. Gene Ontology annotation, cellular component: nucleus.
UGUGUACAUAUUUUGUAAACGCACGUCGCUGCAACAGCACCAGUUGUUGCUUUGUUUUAAAUAUAUAUCGCAAUGGCACACAUGUCGCAUAUGUUACCGCAGGCAUCGACGCCAUCCAGCGUUUCGUCCGGCAGUUCAUCGCGUACCAUGUCGCUAAUGGAGAAACAAAAAUACAUUGAGGAUUAUGAUUUUCCCUACUGCGAUGAGAGUAGUAAAUACGAGAAAGUGGCCAAAAUAGGACAAGGCACAUUUGGUGAGGUGUUCAAGGCACGCGAAAAGAAGAGCAACAAAAAGUUUGUGGCCAUGAAGAAGGUGCUCAUGGACAAUGAAAAAGAAGGCUUUCCCAUUACGGCCCUGCGCGAGAUACGCAUCCUGCAACUGCUGAAACAUGAGAAUGUCGUCAAUCUCAUAGAGAUUUGUCGCACCAAAGCAACUGUCCACAAUGGCUACAGAUCCACCUUCUAUUUGGUAUUCGACUUUUGUGAGCACGAUCUGGCUGGACUGCUCUCCAAUAUGAAUGUCAAGUUCAGUUUGGGCGAGAUUAAGAAGGUGAUGCAGCAGUUACUCAAUGGUCUCUACUACAUACAUAGCAACAAGAUUCUGCAUCGCGAUAUGAAAGCAGCCAAUGUGCUGAUUACAAAACAUGGCAUUUUAAAGCUGGCCGACUUUGGAUUGGCGCGUGCAUUUAGCAUUCCAAAGAAUGACUGCAAGAAUCGUUAUACAAAUCGUGUGGUCACCUUGUGGUAUCGUCCGCCGGAACUGCUGCUCGGAGAUCGCAACUACGGUCCGCCCGUUGAUAUGUGGGGAGCUGGCUGCAUUAUGGCCGAAAUGUGGACACGAUCGCCCAUAAUGCAGGGCAAUACGGAGCAGCAGCAAUUGACAUUUAUCUCUCAGCUGUGUGGAUCUUUCACUCCGGAUGUUUGGCCCGGCGUCGAAGAGCUGGAACUGUACAAAUCCAUUGAGUUGCCAAAGAAUCAAAAGAGACGCGUCAAGGAACGAUUGCGUCCUUAUGUUAAGGAUCCCACGGGCUGCGAUUUACUAGACAAACUACUGACGUUGGAUCCAAAGAAACGCAUUGAUGCAGACACAGCACUAAAUCAUGAUUUCUUUUGGACUGAUCCCAUGCCGAGUGACCUGAGCAAGAUGUUGUCCCAGCAUCUGCAGAGCAUGUUUGAGUAUUUGGCGCAACCAAGACGCAGUAAUCAGAUGCGCAAUUAUCACCAACAGUUGACGACGAUGAAUCAGAAGCCACAGGAUAAUAGCAUGAUUGACAGAGUCUGGUAGAUUGGAAUCCUCAUUACGAUUAAGAUUAAGUUGGAUGCGAGCAUAUAGCAUUGAGACUGACUGUAUAUGCACUAGUUGUAGUCGUAUUAUCAUCAAAGUACACGAAGAACGUGAAUUUUAAUUAUUUUAUAUGAAUUAUCUAUAUCUUUAGUUACAUAGUUUUGUUCAUGCAUCGCGUAAAAUAAAUACAUUUCCAUACAAAAUUUACAAAAAUAAAAAGAAUAUGGUU